CGCGGGCUGCCGGGAGCUGCGGGGAGCCGCUGUUUCAGAAACCAUGAAUGGAAGAUCUCAAGUCCACAUUUUUUGGGGGGCUCCAGUUGGUCCAUUGAAAAUGACAGUAUCACUGGAACCACCUUGUUUGACAUCCACUGCUGACCCCUGGAAACAAAUUCAAAUUUUAUACAAUCAACAUUAUUUACAGCUGAAGGAUAACAAAUGCAAGCAUAAAAACCUUGAAGACUCUCAAGUUCUAGAUGCUGUUGGCCUUCCAGAUCUUCCUAAUGGUCAUUUCUUAGCAAACUCUAUGACUACAUCCCUUCAUGUGAAUGGCGACUUUAUACCUUGUAUUUCUGAAACACAGACUAUAAAAUCCCAGAUUUAUCCCUGUGGGAUGAGUGGUAUAACUAAUUUUGAUAUGCAAGAAUGUGGAUUUAAGGGCCCAGCUCAGCAUUUAACUGAAGAAGACAAGUAUCAAAAGCUUUUCAGUGAAAGGAAAACAAUCACAGAUGAACAACAAAAAGAUCAGUCUGAUAUAUGUGGUCAGAACUUUAAAAAGUAUUCUUUUCCGUUAGCUAAUAAGUGUGUCACUCCGUUGGAUUCGGUCUGUAGUCCUGAACAGAUUAAUGCAAAGCCAGAAACUGUCUGGACGGAGUCUAUACCAACAGAACGUCACGAAUCACAGCGCCCAUGUCUUGAGUUUCCCUCCAACACAACAGAUGAGCAAACAUCUGUGGGAACAGCCGAGAAGGUUUCAGUGUCUACAGAUACUGAAUUUCUCAGUAUAAUGACUUCCAGUCAGGUUGCUUUUUUAGCUCAAAACAAGUAUAAAGGACUGAAUUCUAUGAAUGCAGGGACCAUAAACUCGGAGACUGAACCAAAGUCAAGGCAGGGGGAAAUAAGAGUAACUGAAGAUAAUUUGAUUCAACCUGAUGAUAAUUUUGCAGAAAAAGGUAAAAGUGAAGAAAACCAAGCAUGUUCCCUUGAGCUUUUUAGUCCUGUUUGUCCUGAAACGGAAAGCAGCCACAGUUACAUAAACUCAGCUAAAUGUCUUGAAGAAAAUACAGGGUCUCAAAAACUUUCCACUUCUGAAGAUAAACUGCCACCAAAUGAAGUAUGUAUUGAGUCCUGUAACUCAGGAAUACUGUGUUCCCAACUAAACACCUUCCACAAAAGUUCUAUCAAAAGGAGUUGGACCUCUGAAGAUAAAUUGGGUCUUUCUAAAUCUCUCUCUAAAGACCUCCAGAUAUCUAAGAAAGUUAAGUUGAUUUCUGAUGCAAGAGCUCCUGCUAUAGGUCUGACUGUAGCAGUGGACCAGAGGAAGGUGUCUCCAUUUAAGAGUAUUAAAAAAACAUCUUUAAUAAAAAACUGUGAAUCUGAAAGUCAGAAGUAUAAUUGUUUAGUCAUGGUGUUAUCUCCAUGUCACGUGAAAGAAAUAAAUAUAAAAUCUGGACCAAAUUCUGGCUCUACAGUGCCUUUGGCAACAAUUGUAGUAAUUGACCAAUCAGAAAUUAAGAAGAAGGUUGUCCUGUGGAGGACUGCAGCAUUUUGGGCACUUACAGUGUUUCUUGGAGACAUAAUAUUACUCACAGAUGUUACUAUUCGUGAGGAUCAUUGGCUUGGUGAGACAGUACUACAAUCAACAUUUACCAGUCAGUUAUUAAAUCUUGGUUGUUAUUCGUCUGUCCAGCCUAAAGAAUAUUCCAAAGUGGUUAGUGAUACUGUACUUCAAGAUUUAUUGGCGUAUGUGUCUUCAAAACAUUCCUAUCUCAGAGAUCUUCCUCAAAGGCAGCCUCAGAAAAUCAACAGUAUAGAAUUUGUAGAAUUGGAGCAGCUUCAACCUGACACAUUGGUCCAUGCGGUACUAAGAGUUGUUGAUAUCAUUAUAUUAACAGAGGCAUUAUACAGUUAUAGAGGACAGAAGCAAAGGAAAGUUAUGUUAACAGUGGAACAGUCCCAAGGUCAACAUUAUGUGCUUGUAUUAUGGGGGCCUGGAGCAGCUUGGUACCCUCAGCUUCAAAGGAAAAAAGAUUAUAUUUGGGAAUUUAAAUAUCUUUAUGUUCAGCGCAAUUGCAUCCUAGAAAACCUAGAAUUGCAUACAACAUACUGGUCAUCCUGUGAGUGCUUGUUUGAUGAUGAUUUAAGAGCAAUUGCAUUUAAAGCAAAAUUUCAAAAAAGUACGCCCUCCUUUGUGAAGAUGUCAGAUUUAGCAAAACACCUAGAGGAUAAAUGUUCAGGAGUCAUUCUAAUCAAAGCCCAGAUUUUAGAGCUAGUGUUUCCUGCUACCUCAGCUCAGAAGAUAGUUCUGAAUGCUCACAGUUCUCUGAAGAGUAUUUACUCUUCUCUUUCUGACAUUAUAUAUACCGGCUGUGCAAAAUGUGGAUUGGAACUAGAAACAGAUGAGAACAAGAUCUACAAACAGUGUUUUAGCUGCUUGCCAUUUACUAUGAAGAAAAUAUACUAUAGGCCAGCUUUAAUGACCAUACAUGAUGGAAGAAAUACAAUUUGUGUCCACGUAGGAGCAAAGCUGAUAGAGAAGAUUCUUCUCAACAUUCCUCCUGACUACCUCAACAGAAUUAUAGCCCCUUCCUCAGGGAUCACCUAUGGCAUGGUCACGGCAGAUUUAUUCCACUCCUUGUUGGCGGGCGGCGGGGCACCUUGUGUCAUGAAGGUGCAGAGCCUUUUUGUGCUAGAUGAAAACAGCUACCCAUUGCAACAAGAUUUCUCCUUACUGGAUUUUUAUCCUGACACCGUAGUAAAGCAGACAUCCUAUGCCCUUCCUGAGACCAAUGAAGAAAUUGCAGGCACUUCACAGAAGAAAUACUGAAAUGACUUGUCUCUUGAAAUAAAGGGAAUGGGACUUGAGUUUUUAAAUGUUUUAUAAAGAUACUUGUGCUAAAUAUGUAAAUUAAAACUAUUUUU
This is a messenger RNA of Talpa occidentalis (Iberian mole), 2907 nucleotides long. RefSeq names its product shieldin complex subunit 2 (gene SHLD2). Lineage: Eukaryota; Metazoa; Chordata; Mammalia; Eulipotyphla; Talpidae. The record is from RefSeq and is a predicted model, not a curated record. Gene Ontology annotation, biological process: regulation of double-strand break repair via homologous recombination. The transcript is spliced from 9 exons. Gene Ontology annotation, cellular component: site of double-strand break; nucleus. Bases 44 to 2812 code for a protein of 922 amino acids.